CCAUAAAAGAAAUCAGUCUCAGCCAGCGAUAGUGUCCUGCUCAAGCCAACAGACAUGUCGGAUUUUCUGGAGGACCCGUCUGUGCUCACUAAAGAUAAGCUCAAAAGUGCACUGCUGGCCCAUAAUGUGGCUCUGCCGAACGGCGAACAGAAGAAGGACGUAUACGUACAACUGUACUUGAAGAAUCUGACCGCGCAAAACAAAAAGAGCAGCGGCUCUCCAGACGUCUUCUCCAGCGACGAGGAACUGCCUCCAGCCCCCGUGCUAGUCUCCAACAGUAGCCGCUCUGGCAGGAAAGCCACCAGGAAAACUGACAAAGUUCGUCCAGAGGAUGUUGAUGUCAUUGAUUUGAGCAACGAGGCUUUGAAGGACCUUUUACUAAAGUAUGGCCUGAAUGCUGGACCCAUUGUCGCGUCCACUCGGAAGGUCUACGAGAAGAGGCUUCAGAAGCUGUUGGAUCAAGGUCCUCCUGAGACUGUGGCCCCUCCCUCAGAGAUAUCGCAGACAGACGGCAGACAGAAUGGCAUCAUAGACUCAGACCAGUACAGCGACAAGGAGGAAGAAACGGUAGCUCCAGCCGCUGAGUUUGUGCCAGAACCUGAACCGGAAAUAGAGGCCGAAUCGAUUCCAGUUGUGGAGAGACCAAUCAGGAGCAGAGGGAAAGCGCCAGUGACUAGCAGAACACGCAGUGGCCAGCACAACAGGGAGGAGGAAGAUAACGAGGAGGAUGUUUUGAACAUUAAGAGAAAGUUGAAGAGAUCUUCUCGCAGGCUGGAUCAGAUGGUUCCUGCAAGCGACGACACUGAGAACUCUGAGCUCUCAUCUGCCGAAUACGUCUCUGUUUCUCAAGACAGGAGAAGAACAGGACCUGUGGCAGCAAGAAAAGAGCCCAGACCUUUGCUCACAGACAGGAUGUCAAAGCUCUCAUCUAAGACUGAAUCUCUGAGACGACGCAGUGCACCAGUUCGCUCAUUGCGGCCUGAUUUGAAUGAGGCUCCUGUCACUGAUAAGGAUUUUUCUGAGUCCUCAGUAGUGAAGGAGGUCUCUCUUUCUCUGGUGAGGAUGAAAGCACAAACUUUGGCAGAACCAAAGGAUCCCAAACCCUCAAAGCGCUCCUCUAUGUCUGCGACUGACUGGUCUGAAUCACUAAAACAUCACAACUCUCCUUACCAGUCAACCGUGUCUGGUUUACAUAGCGCCACUCCCAUUGACAAGUUUGAUGAGAAUGCAGCUGAAAUCACUUCUCCUCCAAUUAGAGCGUCCAAUCGAGAGCCGCUAGUUUCCCUGCUUAACACUGCUUGUGUUGAGGUGGAUGGCCAGGGUAUGCAAGACCUGCUGAGCUGUAGAUCUGUGAACCGUGCUCCUGUGGUGCAGGAAGUCAAAUCUGUCACUGUAUCAACGCUUUCAAAGCCUCAUUUGAGUCAAACCAAACCCUUGAUACCCAUGGUGAGCCGUCUUUCACCUUCCUGUGAUGGCCAAAGAGAGGUUUUCCCAUCACACGCAAGUUCUUUUAGGGAUUCUGCGUCCCGUACGGCUUCAGAGGACUCUCUUCUGGUCUCGUAUGACAUUUCCCAGGAGAGCUUUGGCUCACCAAAGACCAAGUCCAAGACUAGACAGUCCAAAAUCACCCCUUUCUUUUCCCAAAUCACUUCUGUCCGAGGACUUGAUAGCAGCCAGACGGAGACGCCAAAGUCAGCAAUGGUUGAAAAGGUGUCGGCUAUUGAUCAGACCCCGAGGACGGUAGAGAGAGAUGUGCUUAAAGAGAUCUUUCCCACUGAAAACCUCAACACCCCUACUGGAAUCAGUGCCACCUGUCGCCGACCAAUCAGAGGAGCAGCUGGCCGCCCCCUGGUCAGUGACGCAUGGCUGGAUGAAUCCCGUCUCCGUCUUAAGGAGCUCAGAGAAACCAGCUCCUCCUCCACCUACACAGAGACCCGAUCUGUUCCUCGCGUGGCCGCAGUCCCUCUAACCGCUUCCAAGCCCGCGGCGCCCCCUGCUGUGAAGAGCAGAGCGCGGCGCAGCCUGCCAGUGUGGGUGCAGCUUCUGCUGCUCAGUGCGGUCGCUGGAUUCCUGUUCUUUGUCUACCAGGCCAUGGAGACUGAUGAGGUUGGACUCUUCAAGCAGAACGGAGCAGAUGAUCGCACCAGCAAAUGAAUGUCAUGCAGUCGCCCCACUCUUUGCCCUCUCUAUCGUACUCAGCCAGUGCAUCUCUCUGUUGACUCAGCAGCUGUGGACUUUUACCUGCGAUCUUUAUAGAUUCAUACAAAGACAGAAACCCAGAGCUUUUGCAUCAUGUAUGUCUGCUCAUGCUCUCUUCCAAAUGAACCGGUUUAGAGGAAAAAAACCUGGUUAUAAUUUUAAAACAGUGACUUUUCUUGCCUUUGUAUGUUGAGUGAGUGUUUUUUUGUUUUUUUUUGUUUUUCAUUUGUACUUUAUUUUACAGAAUAAUGUUGGUGCUGUCCACGAAUGGGAUUCUGAGUUGAAGUGCUGAAGGAGUCGGCUAAAUACACUUGCUUUGUUUGUAAACUACAUUUAGUGUCUACUUGUGACAAUAUUUUUGCAUUUAUUUUCACAUGUAGCUCUUUAAAGGUGCCGUAUCCAUCUUAACACUGAUGCCCUUGUAGUAUUUAUGUAUGUUGUGGAAAUACAAAUAUUUUCAAUAAACUGUUUUGCAAUGUGA
This is a messenger RNA of Cyprinus carpio (common carp), 2680 nucleotides long. Its product is annotated as lamina-associated polypeptide 2-like. Lineage: Eukaryota; Metazoa; Chordata; Actinopteri; Cypriniformes; Cyprinidae. The record is from RefSeq and is a predicted model, not a curated record. Gene Ontology annotation, molecular function: DNA binding.